CCCCCAACAACAAAAACAAAGAGUAAAACACCAAAAGCAAAAACCCAAUCUAGGUGAAUGUAAUGUAAAAACAAAACCAACCAAAGCUGCACUGCACAAACCACACAGCAAAAGCAAAAACCACCAAAGUAUACUUUUCUUGCUUUUGCCUUUUAUUUACUUCUCUCACAACUAGGACGAAAACAAAAGCUCUAGCUGGAUGUAUUUGUUUUUGUAUUUUCAUUCACUCUCAUAAACACAUCUCUUGCUUUCAUAAACACAAAAAACCCAGAUGUUGAUUUUUGGCUUUGUGCCUCGGUGAGCUGUAGACUUUAAGGAAGAUAAUAAUGUUGUUUCAGAGGUUAGGGACAAUUCAUGAGUAUGGAGAACGUUGAAACGUUUCGAUCUGUUUUGUGGCUGUGUAGCUGAGAGAUCUUGCGGACGGUGCUUUAUGUUUUUGUUGCUUUCGUGUUUAGGUGCUGGUGAGUCCGAUAUGAGUAGCUGAGUGGAAUCGGUAGCGAGCGAGCUAAGGGGAGAGAAAGCAAUCGAAUCAAGGAGAAACGUCUUGUUCGAAACGUUUCGACGGUUUCUAGUUUUGAUGUUUUAGGAAAGCGUCGUUAUAUUCUGGUGAUAAUUUUUUUCUGGGAUUUGAGCAUAAACUUGGAGGAAUCGGUGUCUGGUGGAACGAGAAUUACCACCCGGGUGCGAAACGUUUCUUGGGGUUUUUCUGUCUUUGAUGCAUUGGAAAACGCUGGAAAUGUUUUCAUAAACAGAUCGUUGAGUGCUGAAAGCUCUGAUCUCGAAGGAUUUAUGCGUUUAUUGUGUUUGGGGCUGUCUCAUAGUGACAAAACAAGAAUGACUGCGUAACGAAUCAGGAAAUCCUUGUCUCAUGUCGUAUUUAUCUUAACACUUUAAUAUAUUAAAGUUCUAAAAUUGGAUAUAAAUUUAUGGAGCAUAUGCAUUUUAGCGAAGCCCCCUCAAAAUUUGUUCUUCGUUUUAAGCUAUAAAGGGUUUGGAUAUUUUGUUUGAGGAAAAGUAGCUACUUGUGUUUGUUUUAAUUUUUUUUUAUUUUGCUUGUGUUAUAACGUGUAUCAAGUGCUUAAAAUUGUUUUAAAGGAGGAGAAACCAUUAGUGCUUGGCUUAGGUUUUUUGUGGGUAUUGCAAUCUGCUUAUUCCCCAUUGGUGCAUAUUUUGGUACCCUUGAAGAGGUAGAAGUUUGUGAGCUCAUGAUUAAGGGGUUUUUAGCACUUGGUGGGUAAUGUCAAUUAGUGCACAAGGUGUUUGAAACUGUGAGCGAAGAAGUGAAGCUACCUGUCUUUGUGCUAGUUUGAAUCAUUGUGGAGAUUUGUGAAUUUUGGUGGUGAAAUUUGAAGAUGGCGAUGUCCUGCAAGGAUGGUAAAUCAGCAACCUUGGACAAUGGCAAGUAUGUAAGGUACACACCUGAGCAGGUUGACGCUCUUGAGAGGCUCUAUCAUGAGUGCCCAAAACCCAGUUCAAUUCGCCGCCAACAGUUGAUAAGGGAGUGCCCUAUCCUUUGUCACAUUGAACCCAAACAAAUAAAAGUGUGGUUCCAGAACAGAAGAUGCAGAGAAAAGCAAAGGAAAGAGGCCUCCCGCCUUCAAGCUGUGAAUAGAAAGUUGACAGCUAUGAACAAGCUGUUAAUGGAGGAGAAUGAUAGGUUGCAGAAGCAGGUGUCACAACUGGUUUAUGAGAACGGAUACUUCCGUCAACAUACCCAAAAUACAACGCUUCCAACCAAAGAUACAAGCUGUGAAUCAGUGGUGACGAGUGGUCAACACCAUUUGACACCUCAGCAUCCGCCUAGGGAUGCUAGUCCUGCAGGGCUUUUGUCCAUUGCAGAAGAGACUUUAACAGAGUUUCUUUCAAAGGCCACUGGAACUGCUGUUGAGUGGGUCCAAAUGCCUGGAAUGAAGCCUGGUCCGGAUUCCGUUGGAAUCGUUGCUAUUUCUCAUAGUUGCAGUGGAGUGGCAGCUCGAGCCUGUGGCCUGGUGGGUCUAGAGCCUACUAGGGUCGUAGAAAUCCUCAAGGAUCGGCCUUCGUGGUUUCGCGAUUGCCGAGCUGUGGAUGUUCUGAGUGUGCUGCCAACUGCCAAUAGUGGAACCAUUGAGCUGCUAUACAUGCAGCUCUAUGCGCUGACUACAUUGGCACCAGCUCGCGACUUUUGGUUGUUGCGCUAUACUACUGUUUUAGAAGAUGGUAGCCUUGUGGUUUGUGAGAGAUCCCUGAAGAAUACACAAAAUGGUCCCAGCAUGCCACCAGUGCAGCAUUUUGUUAGAGCAGAAAUGCUACCAAGCGGGUACCUGAUCCGUCCUUGUGAAGGAGGUGGUUCAAUUAUACAUAUUGUUGAUCAUAUGGAUUUGGAGCCAUGGAGUGUGCCUGAAGUUUUGCGUCCACUUUAUGAAUCAUCAACGGUUCUUGCCCAAAAGACAACAAUGGCAGCUCUACGCCAGCUGAGGCAGAUAGGCCAGGAGGUUUCUCAGUCUAAUGUUACUGGCUGGGGAAGGCGACCUGCAGCUCUACGAGCACUUAGCCAGCGGUUGAGCAGGGGCUUCAAUGAGGCCGUCAAUGGAUUUACUGAUGAGGGAUGGACAAUGAUGGGAAAUGAUGGCAUGGAUGAUGUUACUAUCCUUGUGAACUUGUCUCCUGAAAAGCUAAUGGGUUUAAACCUUUCCUUUGGUAAUGGGUUUCCAGCUGUCAGCAAUGCAGUCUUAUGUGCUAAGGCAUCAAUGCUUUUGCAGAAUGUGCCCCCUGCAAUCCUUCUACGGUUUUUGCGAGAGCACAGGUCAGAGUGGGCUGACAAUAGUAUUGAUGUUUACUCAGCCGCAGCUAUCAAGGUUGGUCCCUGUAGCUUUGCAGGGUCCAGAGUUGGAGGUUUUGGGGGCCAAGUUAUUCUGCCACUCGCUCAUACUAUUGAACAUGAAGAGUUCUUGGAGGUCAUCAAGUUGGAAGGUGUUGGCCAUUCUCCUGAAGAUGCUAUAAUGCCUAGAGACAUGUUUCUCUUGCAACUCUGUAGUGGGAUGGACGAGAAUGCUAUUGGCACCUGUGCUGAACUUAUAUUUGCUCCCAUUGAUGCUUCAUUUGCUGAUGAUGCUCCUCUUCUACCAUCUGGUUUUCGCAUCAUUCCUCUUGAUUCUGGAAAGGAAGCCUCUAGUCCAAACCGCACCUUGGACCUUGCUUCUGCUCUUGAGAUUGGCCCAGCUGGAAAUAGAGCGUCUAGUGACUAUUCUGCCAAUUCUAGCUGCAUGAGAUCAGUGAUGACAAUAGCAUUUGAAUUUGCAUUUGAAAGUCACAUGCAGGAUCAUGUGGCAUCCAUGGCUCGGCAAUAUGUCCGCAGCAUUAUAUCAUCUGUUCAGAGGGUUGCAUUAGCACUCUCUCCAUCUCAUUUAAGUUCACAUGCUGGUCUUCGGACACCUUUGGGCACCCCUGAAGCACAGACGCUUGCUCGUUGGAUCUGCCAGAGUUAUAGGUGUUAUUUGGGUGUGGACCUGCACAAAUCCAACGGUGAAGGAAGUGAAUCCAUUCUGAAAACCCUGUGGCAUCACACAGAUGCUAUCAUGUGCUGCUCUCUGAAGGCAUUGCCCAUUUUCACUUUUGCAAAUCAGGCAGGACUUGACAUGCUUGAGACAACCUUGGUUGCACUGCAAGACAUAACUCUGGAAAAGAUAUUUGAUGAUCAUGGACGAAAGACUCUCUUCUCAGAGUUCCCACAGAUAAUGCAACAGGGGUUUGCUUGUCUUCAAGGCGGCAUCUGUUUGUCAAGCAUGGGCAGACCGGUUUCUUAUGAACGUGCAGUGGCAUGGAAGGUAUUGAAUGAAGAAGAGACUGCACAUUGCAUCUGCUUUAUGUUCAUUAACUGGUCUUUUGUCUGAUAUUUGGAGCAGCCAUGGAUAGACAGAAAAUACUUUGAAAACACAGUUUAUAUUUUGCUGGCUUGUUUAAACUUUAGGCCAUGAAAGCCUUAAAAUACUUUCCUACUAAAACAGAUAAGGUUGUUAGGCCUCCUCUUGCUUUUCUCUGAACUUGCCUUGUGUUGCUUGGAAUAUAUUUGUAAUGAAUAUGCAACAUGAAACUUCAUUGGGUUUGCAAAA
Mangifera indica (mango) is the source of this 4088-nucleotide messenger RNA. RefSeq names its product homeobox-leucine zipper protein ATHB-15. Gene Ontology annotation, molecular function: DNA-binding transcription factor activity; lipid binding; DNA binding. The record is from RefSeq and is a predicted model, not a curated record. The transcript has 18 exons. The coding region runs from base 1353 to 3869 and encodes 838 amino acids. NCBI's taxonomy places the organism in Eukaryota, Viridiplantae, Streptophyta, Magnoliopsida, Sapindales, Anacardiaceae.